Nycticebus coucang (slow loris) is the source of this 4991-nucleotide messenger RNA. RefSeq names its product NIPA like domain containing 4 (gene NIPAL4). Gene Ontology annotation, cellular component: membrane. Gene Ontology annotation, biological process: magnesium ion transport. Lineage: Eukaryota; Metazoa; Chordata; Mammalia; Primates; Lorisidae. Bases 237 to 1451 code for a protein of 404 amino acids. Gene Ontology annotation, molecular function: magnesium ion transmembrane transporter activity. The transcript has 6 exons. The record is from RefSeq and is a predicted model, not a curated record.
CGCACGCGCCCCUCUGCGGGCGGCACGAGCGCCGGCCCCCAGCCCCCGGAGUUGCCUGAGAAGCCGAAGCCGGGUGACUCCUCCCCGGGGACACUCCCCUCGGGGGCGCGUCAUCUCCCCACCCCUGGGCGGCUUCUCGCGCGCGAGCCACGCCGCGGACAAGUCGCGGCCACCUGUCCGGAGCUCGGGAGCCUUGGCCCCGUCCGUCCGUGCUUCGGUCGGUGCGCCCAGGGCCCAUGGAGCUGCGGGUCAGCAACGCCAGCUGCGAGAACGGCUCCCUGAUCAACCUCUACUGUUCCUCCCAGCAAGUCGUGUGCCAGAUCGUAGGUGACCUUGGCCCUGAGGCACCCAACAAUGCCACAUCCAUCAGCUGGCAGGAGAGGUUCAGGCAGAACUAUGGCUUCUACAUCGGCCUAUUCCUGGCCUUCCUGUCCUGCUUCCUCAUCGGCAGCAGCGUCAUCCUCAAGAAGAAAGGCCUCUUGCGACUCGCGGCCACAGGGGCCACUCGAGCUGUGGACGGAGGCUAUGGCUACCUGAAGGACGCCAUGUGGUGGGCUGGAUUUCUCACCAUGGCUGCUGGAGAGGUUGCCAACUUCGGGGCCUAUGCAUUUGCACCUGCAACAGUCGUCACACCUCUGGGAGCACUGAGUGUCCUCAUAAGUGCCAUCCUCUCCUCCUAUUUUCUGGGAGAGACUCUGAAUCUGCUGGGCAAGCUGGGCUGUGUGAUUUGUGUGGCGGGCAGCACAGUGAUGGUGAUACAUGCACCUGAGGAGGAGAAGAUCACCACCAUCAUGGAGAUGGCUUCUAAGAUGAAAGACACAGGGUUCAUCGUGUUUGCUGUGCUUAUGCUGGUGUUCUGCCUCAUCCUCAUCUUCAUCAUCGCCCCGCGUUACGGGCAAAGGAAUAUCCUCAUUUACAUCAUCAUUUGCUCUGUGAUUGGGUCCUUCUCCGUGUCUGCCGUCAAGGGUCUGGGCAUCACCAUUAAGAACUUCUUCCAGGGGUUGCCAGUUGUGCGGCACCCCCUCCCUUACAUCCUGUCGCUCAUCCUGGGGUUCUCCCUCAGCACUCAGGUCAACUUCCUCAACAAGGCACUGGACAUUUUCAAUACCUCCCUGGUGUUCCCCAUCUACUACGUGUUCUUCACCACGACGGUGGUUACCUCUUCCAUCAUCCUCUUCAAGGAGUGGCACAGCAUGUCAACUGUGGACAUCGUGGGCACCAUCUCUGGCUUUGUCACCAUCAUCCUGGGUGUGUUCAUGCUUCAUGCUUUCAAAGACCUGGGCGUCAGCUGGGCCAGCUUGCCUCACAUGCACAAAAACCCGCCCCCAACUCCUACACUGGAGCCCACUGUCAUUAGCCUGCAAGACAAAAGUGUCCUUGUGGACAAUAUAGAACUUACCAGCACCCCAUCACCAGAGGAGAAGCCCAGAGUAUUUACAAUCCAUUCUUAAAGCUUGGAAGAUGUGAGCGAGAAGGACGAGCUUGUCCAUAUAACUUCACCACUCAAUUUAGAAAGCACCUGAUUGUUUUCAGCACAACCACCUGGUUGUCAACAGGCUUUCAUUUCUUGAGAUGUUCAUUUAUACCUCAUCUCUGUUUCCGGAAGAAAGAUCUCUACCCAGGGAGUGGUGGUAGCAGAACUUUCAGGGAACAGCCUCAGUGACCAAAUACUCUAGUUUACAUUGGUGCCAGCAGGUCCCCCGGACCUCUUUUCUCACUUGUUCCCUCAGUGCCAUCUCUCUGCUGCUGGGAGACGAUAGAAUUUGACCCGUUGAAUGUAGCGCAGUCUAAGUGCUUCCCUGAGAUUAAUCAUCAGGAAAUCUUUCAUAACAGUUCUCCUGAGAUGGAAUUGCCAUUCCUUAGCCCAAGAAUGAAAAAGAGCUGGCUUCCAGAGGCUCUGAGAGCAAUUUGCAUGCCUUCCACCCAGAGCUGACAGGGACACCACCACCAUAAAAUAUCCUGUUGUUUUUGCCACUUCCUCUUCAGAGACAGAAGCAAGACCUCCACUGACCUUUUUACUGUGAAAGCCACCUGACAUUUCAGGGAAAAAUUUCAACCAGCCCAUUGCCCGAGCAUCCCAGCCUGGUGGUCGGCCUCUCUGUGUCCACCCAGUGCACUCCUGCCCCCUGCCCUCUUUAUAUACAUCCUAAGGGGUCAGUCCCUGAGACACACAGGCAGUAUGUAUGUGUCUUUGGAUUCAAAACAAAAUGACAAAAGAUGCUGCAAAGCUAAGUGCUGCUGGCCAAACCCAGUGUUCCAUUUUGCCUUACUGUGGAAAAAGAAUAGCAAUUGCACUGUUCCGGAAAGUGGCCCGGCUGUUGAGCUAGACUGGGCAGAAUGUACUUGACUUUUCCUCAAGGAGUCAGUCAAAAUAUGAUUUGGGGAGGUGGGGAGAAGGAUGAAGAGCAACACCAGGAUUUGGCAGAAAGCAGUCACAGGCUCUCUGGAAAGCAGGGACUAACUUUUGUGUUCACUCUGGUGCUUAACAAGGAGCUUAGGAGAAAGGGUCCUGGGGUAGCUUCUGUGACCUUAAAGCCUUGGCCAGUGGGAUUGACUUUAAAUUUCCAUGGCCAAGUGGGGUGCGACUGGCACAGGCACGAUCUGGAUGUUGACUGUAUAUUGCUACUGCUUCUCCAACUCCACUGAUGAGCUAGUUACCCUUGCUGGGACAGCACACCAUGAUUGCUCCAAUACUGCCUGCCAUGGGGACUGCUGCAAGUCCCCCUCACAUUUUUCCAGAGGCCCCCACAGAACCAGAGCAGCUGGAGAGAUGUGAUGAAUAUCCCUUCCCUUACGGUCUUGUACCAGCUGCAUGAGUGUGCGGUGGCACAAGGACCAUGAGAAAGGGAAGUUAGGGGGCAGCAUAUCUGGAAAGAGGGAAGACUGGGUCCUCAGCCCCACAUUGGUGCAGAGCCUCCCCCACUGUGCCCUGUGUUAACAUCCCUCACCCUAAGUGUAGCCACGCCCAGGCAAACUGUGGCUGGCCUUGGAGUUUGAAGGCUCAGCCAAUCACCAGACUGACUUCCUCCACCUCCAGCCGCAAAAUCCCAAGAUUUAUAAUGAAUGUGGAUUUCUGUCUGUAACUAAAAUCAAUGCAGCAUGUUGGCUCUUGAGAACUGAGAGUUUGACCCUGAGAUCAUGGUCUACAGGGUCAAGAAUAAAGACUUCAGAGUGCAGUUACUUGACACUUGGGUCUUGACCUUCCUUGAAUGUGGAGCAAUUAAAACUGCUUCCUCUACUGCUGGGAGGACAGUCUUCAGUCUCUGAAAGAGUGUGGCUGCUCUUGAUAUAGUGGGAAAGGUUGUUUUUGAAAUAGGGCCAGUGUAUGAUGCCUCAUCCCUUGAUAAUGCCUGGGCCCACACUAGGCACCAGGCACAGUAAGUGCCUCCUGUAAAUCCUGUAAUCCCUCACAAAUCUCCCAGGGUAGAUAUGUAGUAUAUUUUUAUCUUUUUUUUUUUUGAGAAAGGGUCUUACUUUGUCACCCAGGCUGGGGUGCUAUGCAUAAUCAUAGUUUCUUAAAACCUCAAACUCCUAGGCUCAAGCAAUCCUGCCGCAGCUUCUGGAGUAGCUGGGACUAACAGGCAAUGGCAUCAUGCCUGGCUAGUUUUUGUAUUUUUUAUAAAGAUGGGGGUCUCGUUAUGUUGCCCAGGCUGAUCUCAAACUCCGGCUUCAAGCGAUCAUCCUGCCUCAGCCUCCCAAAGUGCUAAGAUUAUAGGCAUGAGCCACCACACUGGGCUUAUCCUCACUUUAUAUGUGAGGAAAGGGACUCACAGAAGGGUUAAUAAUUGCCCAAGGUCACAUAGCCAGGAAGAGUCCAAGUUGAUAUCUGGUUCUGAGUCCACAAUCUUAACUGUUCUCCAAAAGACUAACCUUGUCACCAGUUGUGACAAUUACUUUGUACAUUCAUUUUCUUGUGUCCUUGUUCUCUCCUCACCUGGAUGUAAGCUCCAUGAGAGUUGGCCUUGAUCUACUGCUGAUCUUCAGUGCCUAGAUCAUAGUUGGCACUCAAAAAAAAUCUAUUGAAUGAAGGAACAAUACCCUUACAAACAGUUCUUCCUUGCCUAAACUCUUGGAGACCAGCUCUCGAAGCAGGGCAGAUCCUGACAACCCCCGCAUGUAAAGCAGAGCAACUCUGAACUGAUGCAGUCAGCAGUUCUGAGUGCACUGCCUGUGUCAGGUGCAGGGGGGGUUUUCCAUGGAGAACUUCAUCGAUGAUCACAACACUUUCGAGUUAGGUAUUAUUUAUAUAAUGAAGAAAGACCCAGGGUUCUGGAACUAUGUAGCUCCUGUAUCUAGUAAGUAGAGAGUCUGUACUUGAACCCAGGUCUAACCAGAAUUUCUGCUGACCAAGAGAUAGCUAUCAACCCAGGUAUUGGCCAACAGUGGACAAUGUGGCCUGGUAAGCAGGCAGGGAUGUUCAAAUGGGGACCAGUUUCAUGAGCAGGCAUUUUAGCAGUGAAAGAAUUUGAGGUUAGAUGCCUUAAGUGUCCUUAGGCAACCUCUUAACCAUAAGAGGUUAGAAUAGCAUAAUCAGAUAUCAAGGACCCCCCCCCAAGGUUUUUGCAAGGAUUAAAUGGCAUAAUCUGCAUGAAAAAAGAAGCACAUGGUGGCUCACAUCUGUUAAGUAGUGUCUUCCGUUGGUAUCCAUGGGAGACUGGUUCUAGGACUCUCUUGGAUACCAAAAUCCACAGAUGCUCAAGUCCCCAAUAUAAAAUGGUGUAUUUACAUAUAACUUAAUACAAAUCUGCCAUGUAAGGCCUGAAUGAUCCUCGGGCUCUCUGAUACCUUUUAAAUCAUCUCUAGAUUACUAUAAUACCACAAAUGAUGUAAACACUAUAUAAAUAUUUGUUAUAGUCUAUUUUUAAAUUUCCAUUAUUAUUAUUAUUAUUUUUAUUUUAAAAUAUUUCAGUCUGUGGUUGGUUGGACCCAUGAUGUGGAACCUACAGAUACAGAGGGUCAAUUGUACUCAGUAAAUGUUUCUUGCUCUCGUG